Onychostoma macrolepis is the source of this 3121-nucleotide messenger RNA. RefSeq names its product GTPase IMAP family member 8. The record is from RefSeq and is a predicted model, not a curated record. Lineage: Eukaryota; Metazoa; Chordata; Actinopteri; Cypriniformes; Cyprinidae. Gene Ontology annotation, molecular function: GTP binding.
GUAAAAAAAACUGACGCCUAACGCUGCAUUAACGGCGCAUAUUCUCUCUGAGACAACGAGAGACGAAUCUACUUCAACAUAUGCUGAUAACGGUGAAUGACUCCCAGCGUGUCUCAGAGCUGAGGAUUGUGUUGAUGGGGUAUAGAGCUGCUGGUAAGAGCUCAGCAGGAAACAGCAUCCUGGGCAGAGAGGAGUUUGACUUGAAGAGAUCUGCUCAGUGUGUGAGGAGACAUGGAGAAGUAGCAGACAGACACAUCACUGUCAUUGAAGCUCCACAGGGUGGAGGAGGAAUCAACUUGUAGAGUUCACAAAACUCAGACUGCCAGAAAGAGAAAGAUUUUACAGGAGAUGAAAAAGAGAAGAACAGAGGAAGAAAAGAAUGAAGAGGAUGAAAAAACAGAGAGAAAACAUCAGAUCACAGAUGAGUGAUGCCAAACGUCUCUCAGAGCUGAGGAUUGUGUUGAUGGGGUAUAAAGCUGCUGGUAAGAGUUCAGCAGGAAACAGCAUCCUGGGCAGAGAGGAGUUUGACUUGAAGAGAUCUGCUCAGUGUGUGAGGAGACAUGGAGGAGUAGCAGACAGACACAUCACUGUCAUUGAAGCUCCAGGAUGGUGGAAGAAUGAACCCAUAGAGGAAAGUCCUGAGUUACUGAAGCAGGAGAUUGUGCUCAGUGUGUCUCUGUGUCCUCCAGGACCACAAGCUGUACUACUGAUCAUACGUGUGGACAUUGGAUUUAAAGAGGACGAGAGAAAAGUAUUGCAGGGGUAUCUGGAUCUUCUCGGUGAGAGAGUCUGGAGUCACACUAUAGUGCUGUUCACUCAUGGAGACUCUCUGUUGGACACAUCUAUAGAGCAGCACAUUGAGAGUGAAGGGCAGGAUCUCAGGUGGCUGCUGGACAAAUGUGGGAACAGAUAUCAUGUUCUCAACAAUCAGAACAGGAGUGACCACACUCAGAUCAAGGAGCUGCUGGAGAAGAUUGAGGAGACAGUGGCACAAAACAACAGCUGCCAUUUUGAAAUAGACAGAAAGAUUUUACAGGAGAUGAAAGAGAGAAGAAGAGCAGAGGAAGAGAGAGCAGAAGAACGAAUGAAGAGGAUGAAAAAACAGAGAGACGACAUCAGAUCACAGAUGAGUGAAGCCCAACGUCUCUCAGAGCUGAGAAUUGUGUUGAUGGGGUAUAGAGCUGCUGGUAAGAGUUCAACAGGAAACAGCAUCCUGGGCAGAGAGGAGUUUGACUUGAAGAGAUCUGCUCAGUGUGUGAGGAGACAUGGAGAAGUAGCAGACAGACACAUCACUGUCAAUGAAGCUCCAGGAUGGUGGAGGAAUUACACUGUAGAGGACAGUCCUGAGUUACUGAAACAGGAGAUUUUGCUCAGUGUGUCUCUAUGUCCUCCAGGACCACACGCUGUACUACUGAUCAUACGUGUGGACACUAGAUUUAAAGAGAUUCACCGAAAAGCAGUGCAAGGACAUCUGGAUCUUCUCGGAGAGAGAGUCUGGAGUCACACUAUAGUGCUGUUCACUUGUGGAGACUCUCUGUUGGACACAUCUAUAGAGCAGCACAUUGAGAGUGAAGGGCAAGAUCUCCAGUGGCUGCUGGACAAAUGUGGGAACAGAUAUCAUGUUCUCAACAAUCAGAACAGGAGCGACCACACUCAGAUCAAGGAGCUGCUGGAGAAGAUUGAGGAGACAGUGGCACAAAACAACGGCUGCCAUUUUGAAAUAAACAGAAAGCUCUUACAGGAGAUUAAAGAGAGAAGAAGAGCAGAGGAAGAGAGAGCAGAAGAACGAAUGAAGAGGAUAACAAAACGAAGAGACAACAUCAGAUCACAGAUGAGUGACGCCCAGCGUCUCUCAGAGCUGAGGAUUGUGUUGAUGGGGUAUAAACUUGCUGGUAAGAGUUCAGCAGGAAACCUCAUCCUGGGCAGAGAGGAGUUUGACUUGAAGAGAUCUGCUCAGUGUGUGAGGAGACAUGGAGUAGCAGACAGACACAUCACUGUCAUUGAAGCUCCAGGAUGGUGGAAGAAUUACACUGUAGAGGAGAGUCCAGAGUUACUGAAACAGGAGAUUGUGCUCAGUGUGUCUCUGUGUCCUCCAGGACCACACGCUGUACUACUGAUCAUACGUGUGGACAUUGGAUUUAAAGAGGAUGAGAGAAAAGCACUGCAGGGGCAUCUGGAUCUUCUCGGAGAGAGAGUCUGGAGUCACACUAUAGUGCUGUUCACUCAUGGAGACUCUCUGUUGGACACAUCUAUAGAGCAGCACAUUGAGAGUGAAGGGCAGGAUCUCCAGUGGCUGCUGGACAAAUGUGGGAACAGAUAUCAUGUUCUCAACAAUCAGAACAGGAGUGACCACACUCAGAUCAAGGAGCUGCUGGAGAAGAUUGAGGAGACAGUGGCACAAAACAACUGCCCUGUUAGAAGGAAGAGCAACCCUAUUAAAAUUCAGAGAAUUGAUAGUAAAAUAAAAUCAGAAGAGCAAAUGCAGCCAUGGAUAGAUGAUGUCAGAUCACAGAUGAUAAGUGGUGCUGAAGUAUCUGAUUCGUGCUCUCUGGCAAGUUCUGGUUACGGUUCAUCUGAAAUAGACAUCAGGCCAAUUUUUGGGUCUUCACAUUCCAAAGAUGAAUCUCUCACAAGCAGAUUCAAGUCAGGGGUCCUGAAAAUAUUGAACAGCAUGGAAUUCACACCACCACUGAUGAGUGGAGAGAAGAGGUCGAACACAUCGUCUCUGGGAAGUUCUGCUGGCGGUUCAUUCAGAUCGCAAUCAGAAGCAGACAUCAGGUCAUUACAUUCCAGAGAUUCAUCUCACACGAGAAGAUACGAGUCCAGGGUCCUAAAGAUAGAAAACAGCAAGGGAUUCACACCACCACUGAUGAGUGGAGAUGAGCGGUCGGACACAUGGUCUGUGGGAAGUUCUGAUUACGGUUCAUUCACAUCACGAUCAGGAGCAGACAGUGGUUCAGUUUUUAGCUCAACACACUCCAUAGUUUCAUCUCACAGCUCAGGAUUUGGGUCUUUGCAGCCCAUUUCUAAACAUUCAAGAACCAAAAGAACACAGGAUUUGCCCAAGACCUCAAAAUAUGAGCAUAAAGACACUGAUUUUGAUACUGAAGUGAAGUGAUGG